This is a messenger RNA of Morchella sextelata, 420 nucleotides long. RefSeq lists its product as uncharacterized. Gene Ontology annotation, molecular function: carbon-sulfur lyase activity. The coding region runs from base 1 to 420 and encodes 139 amino acids. The record is from RefSeq and is a predicted model, not a curated record. Lineage: Eukaryota; Fungi; Ascomycota; Pezizomycetes; Pezizales; Morchellaceae. The transcript has 4 exons.
AUGGACGCACAAGCACACUGUCUCUGCGGAGAACUCCAAUGGACCGCACAUUUCUCCAAAGGAAAUAUGCCAGGCCAGGUUCUGUGCCACUGCAUGCCCUGCAAGAUGUUUGGCGGCGGAGAAUACACCGUCAACAUGAUGGUCCCCAAGGCCGACGUUAAGAUGACCAAGGGCACCCCCAAAGUCUACACAUACACCGGCGAGUCCGGCAACCCCGUCGAUUGCUUCUACUGCCCCAACUGCACCACGCACGCCUACCACCACGAGAAAGUCCUUGGCGACCGCUACACAAUGCACUCGCUCCUCUUCGAAGACGACUUGCUCAAGCAGCGCCCCAUCGAGAUGGAGCUCUUCGGGAAGCACCGCAUGCCCUACCAGCCCGAGAUCGCGAAGACGUACGAGGUCACGGAUAACUCCUAA